CAGUGCACAACUUUACACAGCAGAGCUGAACUCCCCAGCACAGCUUCUUCUGUGUUUGUUUGCUGACAGCUGCUCCUGUUUCUUCUGGACGUUUUAACAGGAGCAACACAACAUGAGAAUACUUUUACUACUGGCUGCCUCAGCCAUACUGUCACAUGCCCAAAAUGACUGCUCAUGGGGGGCAUGCUACCCACCCACGGAUGACUUGCUCCUUGGCAGGGCUCACCAACUUCAGGCUUCAUCUACCUGUGGCCUCACUGGCUCAGAGGUCUUCUGUACCCCGUACCAACAGAGGAAGAUGAAAUGUUGUCCGUGCGACUCCAGGAACCCAAACAGUCAGCUGGCCCACACUGUCCAGGAUGUUGUGUCCACCUCAGGGCCAGACAGAUGGUGGCAGUCCAAGAAAGAGAUGAGUCCAGUUACCCUUCAGCUCAACCUUAACAACCUGUUCCAGCUUGACAACCUGGUGCUCAACUUCAAGGGCCCUCGUCCCAGUGCCUUGGUCAUAGAGAGGACACUGGACAACGGCAAAACAUGGCAGCCGACCCUCUACAUGGCAACAGACUGUCAAAGAGCUUUUCCCAGCGUACCCACAAGAGUUCCUCUUGCCAUGGACCAGACAUACUGCUACACACUGCCCCCUACAGACACAAAUCCAUAUAAAGAUCACACAAUUGAGUACAGUCCUUUACGUCAAUACGCUUACGUCGCCGCUCCCAAAAGCCAGAUGAUUGAAGAUGUGUCUGGGUUAACAGGGCUGAGGGUGAGAUUCACAGAGCUGGGGGAUGUGCCUCAUCUGCCAGGCAGGAGUCUCAGUAGGUUUUACGCCCUGAAAGAGAUGAAGGUGAUGGGCAGCUGUAUGUGCCAUGGACAUGCUAACCGAUGUCUGCCACAAGAAUACAGCAGCAACCUUCUGCCCAGCACUAUACAGGUGAACGCACAGUGUGACUGCCAGCAUAACACAGCAGGUGUGAACUGUGAGCGCUGUGCUGAUCUCUACAACGAUGUGCCCUGGAGACCUGCAGAGGAAGGCUACACUCAUGCCUGCAAACGUUGUGAGUGUAACAACCACGCACAGCGCUGCCGGUUUGACUGGGCGCUGUAUGAGGCCAGUGGACAGAGGAGUGGAGGUGUGUGUGAAAGUUGUAUGCACCACACCACGGGGCCAAAGUGUGACCAGUGCGCUCCAGGAUACCAGCCGAACCCCCGCAGUCGAAUGGAUCGUCCUGACGCCUGCAUACGCUGCGUCUGCAGUGCCGAGGGGACAGCGAACGGCGGCCGGUGUGAUGACAGCACAGGAUCCUGUCAAUGCAAAGUGAACGUAGAGGGUCCCCGCUGUGACCGCUGCAGGACAGGAUACUACGGUCUGAGCUCCUCCAACCCGCUGGGCUGCACUAAGUGUUCCUGUUCUCCACACGGCUCCCUUUCAGACGUCUGUGAUCCAUUGACUGGCCAGUGUCUCUGUCGUCCCCACUUCCACGGCAUUACCUCUCUUUCCAUCCAGAGCAGUCAAAAGUGUCUGACUGGUCAGUGUCAGUGCAGAUCAGGCUUUGGAGGCCGAACGUGUACAGAGUGCGCUGAUAACACAUAUGGAGACCCUCUGAAAGGCUGCCAGCCCUGUGACUGUGAUGCCGAUGGAACCCUCCCAGGAGUUUGUGACAAGCAGUCGGGAUCCUGUUUCUGCCGACCGGGUGUCUCUGGAGCUCGCUGCGACUCCUGCAGUCGUGACCGCUGCGACUCCUUCCCUGACUGUGAGAUGUGUCCCUCCUGCUUCUUCAGCCUAAAGGCUCAGCGAGAGAAUGUCAGCUCGGUACUGUCGACACUUGCCUCCAGAUUAUCGUCUCAGUCUGGAGGCGGCGCUGACUUUGGGCCCCGCAUCAGUAACCUGGAGGCCACUUUGAAAGCGAUCCAGAACUCCAUGUCCUUGUCACCCAUCACUGAUACACGUGAUGCUCUUUCUAAGCUGAAGGAGCUCAGGUACCAGCUUGAUAAUGACCUUUCACCCCUGACAAAAACUCCUGGUCUGGACUCUGAGCUGGACAAACUGCAGGACCUGCUGGAACGCUUCACGCUGGAGUACAAUGCCAAGAAAAAUGCCACAAAGAGUCCCAACAAUAUAGGGGCAUUCAACACCAUCAGAUACGCCUACGAUAACUCGACAGAUGCCACCAAAAAAGUUGAGGCCGGGAAAAAUACCGUAAAGGAAUCAACUGAUGUCCGAGGAAAAACUGAGGACAUUCCGAGCAAAGUACAACCGGCCAACACCAGAGAUCUGGAUAAACUGAACAACAGCAUGGCCUCCCAACCCAACCUCACUCCUGUUGCCAAACAAGUGUGUGGCAGUGUUCACUCCGAGUCCUGCACACCUCUCCAGUGUGAUAUUGGAGAUUUGUGCCCACCAGGGGGAGACGCACCCUGUGAAAAGGGGGGAAAGUGUGUGGGCGCUCUGCCUCUGAGCAAGAAGGCAGACGCUGAUGCCAAUGAUGUGAGGGAGGGACUGGACAAACUCUCUGGGAGGAUCACCGAUGCUGCAGAGAAGCUGCAGAAAACACAGGAGAUGACCAAUCAGGUGAGGCAGUCUGCAGAGAAGCUGUCCAGUAAGCUGCAGCAGGCCAGAGAUAAACUCGAAGACGACCUAAAUGAGACACGCAGCGUUGUGAAAGAGCUCAAAGACUUCCUGUCAGACCCAUCCGCUAACCUGACCCAUGUCCAGGAGGUGAGCGACUGGAUCCUGAAUGCCAAGCUGCCCCCCAGAUUGGCAGGGCUUAAAGGGAAGCUGCAGGAGCUGAAGGAUCUGACAGCCAAUCUACCAGACAGCACAGCGGUGCUGAAGGAAGCUGAGCCACAGUUAGAUGCAGCCAAGAAACUGCUACAGGAUGCACAGGACGCCAGGGACACAGCACUGGGUGUGAAGGCUGAUGUUGAUGGGCUGCUGGCAGGCUUCGCCUCAGUGAGCCCUUCCCUUGCUGAGCUGGAACACAAAUUGCAUGACAAAAUUAAUGUCAUAGAGACCUUGAAUAACAACCUUACUAAGGCCAAAGACCAGCUGGUGCCAGUAGAGAAGGCUCUGGACGAUGUAGCAACACUGAUAAAGCCAAUGAAACCCCAGCUGGAAAAGCUGAGAGACCUGCUGCAGGAUGGAGGUCAGCAGGCUGAAGAUGCACGGGACAAUGCAGAAAACGCUGAUAAAGAAGCAGCUGCUGGAAAUCAGAACCUGUUGACUUUGGAGAAGCACCUUGACCAUCUUAAAGAGAAAGAUGUUCCCGGGACAGAUGGUGAGACGGAGCCAGCGGGGGAUCGACUGAACAAACUGCAGCAGGAUGCUGGAGCUCUGGCUAACAUAACCAAAAACAUGCUGCAGGCUCUAGACGGAAAAGCCGACUCCAUCCAAAGACUGCAGGACAAGAUAGUUCAGAAAUCAACAAAGCUUGAACAGCUCGAUGUCGAACUUAAAACACUUCUGACACAACUCCGUAAGAAAGCUGAAGAUCUCAGUGAAUGCCAGGGCUGAGUUCACAUGUAGCAGUGCAGUUAGUAUGUAACUGUAAUAUAACACUGUCUGAGGAAUUACAACCAUUUUAUACAUACUCUCUAUUUUAAAGACUCAAAAGUAAUUGGACAGUUGACUGACAGGCAGUUUCAUGGCUGCACGCGACAUGUUGCUCAUUAAAAAGCUGAAAGAUUUGAUCCCAAAUGAUACAUUUAUAUUUAGUGGCUGUUCACAAGAACUAUGAGCUCCGAGAUAAGUAAGUAGAGGCUGUCAUUAAAAAUCAAAAUAAAUCAGACAGACAGAUUAGAAACAAUAAAACUAGCUCACAAAUUUAAAAUUUUGUGAGUUUACGUUUUAGACAAUGUAAUUCCUGCACAGGUGAAUAACAGCAUGAAAGACUUUGAUUAUCUGAAACACCCUGUGGUGGUGUACAGACACAGUAUUCAUAGGUACAAGUAUUAAUAUGCAGUAUAACAACUCUCACUGUACCUUCUACUGCUGUUUCUGAUGUCGUCGUGCUUAGAGACCAAAAUUUACUUCAGCAUGUACGGGUUACUCAGACCUGCGCUGUACCAACUGCCUUUGAAUGAGAAACAUACGACAAGCUUUAAUGAAAAUGAAUUUCAGCAUCAUGAACACCAAAGCUGAUGUUUUUGGUCCUAUUUGAAUGUAACCUUACCCUGUAUUUGUGCCAGUCACAUCUCUCAUGGUUUCUAGAGUCAUAUUGCUGCCUGUAUAUUUAUCACUAAUCUGCAAUCUGUUUCAACAAAGUUUCAUGUUCACAGCAACACUGCAUUUUUCCAAAGUGGAUAAAGGCUGAAGGUUCCCUUCUUUACUGAUUUGAAUCUGUUGUUCAUGCAUAACAAACAGGAACACAACAGGUUUAGUGAGAAAAUGGUUGUUUGCUUGUUUUAAAUGGCUGUAUUUAAUUGUUUCUAUAAUUUAAAAAAACUGUAUUUCACUACAUUUGUGGAAUAAAAUCUAUUCUUUAUAUCAA
Messenger RNA from Neolamprologus brichardi, 4487 nucleotides. The record is from RefSeq and is a predicted model, not a curated record. Lineage: Eukaryota; Metazoa; Chordata; Actinopteri; Cichliformes; Cichlidae.